This is a messenger RNA of Pteronotus mesoamericanus, 2131 nucleotides long. It is a transcript of the gene FIGNL2, whose product is annotated as fidgetin like 2. The transcript is spliced from 3 exons. Gene Ontology annotation, molecular function: ATP binding; ATP hydrolysis activity; microtubule severing ATPase activity. Bases 152 to 2131 code for a protein of 659 amino acids. NCBI's taxonomy places the organism in Eukaryota, Metazoa, Chordata, Mammalia, Chiroptera, Mormoopidae. The record is from RefSeq and is a predicted model, not a curated record.
CCGGCCCGCGCCCCGGCCCCGGGGCCGGACGCCCCCCCAGGCCGCGCACACUCACCUAGGACCCGGCCGGGAUGCCGAGAUUGACCUACAACCUCGGUGUAUCAGGAUGAUGCUCUAACCAACUGAGCUAUCUGGCCAGGCUCUGUCGAAGAUGCACUGGACACCGGAACACGCCCAGCCCCUCAACCAGUGGCCAGAGCAGCACCUGGACGUCUCCUCAACCACACCGUCGCCAGCCCACAAGUUGGAGCUGCCUCCUGGGGGUCGCCAGCGCUGCCACUAUGCUUGGGCACACGACGACAUAUCUGCCCUUACUGCCUCCAACCUCCUCAAGCGCUACGCAGAGAAAUACUCAGGGGUCCUGGACUCGCCCUACGAGCGCCCCACCCUGGGCGGCUACGGCGAUGCCGCCUUCCUCAAUGGCUCCAAGGGGGAGCCCGAGCCUUGGCCAGGGCCAGAGCCACACUACCCCUUGGCGUCACUCCACGAAGGCCUCUCAGGAACCAAGUCAGGCAGUGGGGGCGGCUCCGGGGGCCUCGGGAGCUCCCCGGUUUUAGCCGGGAACCUUCCCGAACCCCUUUACGCCGGCAAUGCGUGCGGGGCCCCGUCCGCAGCGCCUGAGUACGCGGCAGGCUACGGCGGGGGGUAUCUGGCCCCCGGUUACUGCCCGCAGACCGGAACCGCGUUGCCCCCGCCGCCCCCAGCCGCGCUGCUGCAGCCCCCGCCUCCGCCGGGCUACGGCCCCUCCGGCGCUCUGUACAACUACCCCGCGGGGGGCUACGCCGCUCAGCCCGGCUACGGAACUCUACCGCCACCCCCGGCCCCGCCGCCGACCCCCUACCUGCCCUCGGGCCUGGCGGCGCCCACGCCCCUGCCGGCGCCCGCCCCGUCCCGGCCUGCGCCCACUUCCUACAGCUUCCAGGCGGCCGCUCCGGGUGCGGAGGCCGGCGUAUCGCUUAAGCGCAAGGCUGCCGACGAGGGCGCAGAGGGCCGCUACCGCAAGUACGUCUACGAGCCAACCAAGGCCCCGGCAGCCGACGGCGCCUCCUACCCCGCGGCGGACAACGGUGAGUGUCGAGGCAACGGGUUCCGGGCGAAGCCGCGCGGAGCGCUGGAGGAGGCAUCGGGCAAGUACGCUGACGGCGUUUCUCUCAAGGUCCUGGGCUUCCCAGUCUACGGCCCGCAACUCGAGCCCUUUGAAAAGUUCGCAGAGCGCGCCCCGGCGCCGGCUCCCCGCGGGGGCUUUGCCUUGCCGUCGGAGGAGCCUCCCAAAGGCGUGGACCCGGGCGCCCUGGAGCUGCUGACGAGCAAGAUGCUGGACUGCGGGCCCCCGGUUCAGUGGGCAGACGUGGCGGGCCAGGACCCGCUCAAGGCAGCGCUGGAGGAGGAGCUGGUGUGGCCCCUGCUGAGGCCGCCUGCUUACCCCGGCAGCCCGCGCCCGCCGCGGACAGUGCUACUCUUCGGGCCGCGGGGCGCGGGUAAAGCGCUGCUGGGACGCUGCCUGGCCACGCAGUUGGGCGCAACUCUGCUGCGCCUGCGCGGAGCCUCGCUGGCCGCGCCGGGCGCCGCGGAGGGCGCGCGCCUUCUUCAGGCCGCUUUCGCGGCAGCGCGCUGCCGCCCACCCGCCGUGCUCCUCAUCAGUGAGCUGGACGCGCUGCUCCCCGCCCGGGAAGACGGCGCUGCCGCCUCGGGCGCGCUGCAGGCGCCGCUCCUGGCUUGCCUGGACGGCGGCUGCGGCGCGGGGUCCGACGGCGUGCUGGUCGUGGGCACCACCUCGCGGCCCGCGGCUCUGGACGAGGCCACCCGGCGGCGUUUUGCUCUCCGCUUUUACGUGGCGCUGCCGGACAGCACGGCCCGCGGACAGAUCCUGCAGCGGGCGCUGGCCCAGCAGGGCUGCGUGCUGAGCGAGCAGGAGCUGGCGGCCCUGGUGCAGGGCACGCAGGGCUUCUCCGGGGGCGAGCUGGGGCAGCUGUGCCAACAGGCAGCGGCCGGGGCGGGCCUCCCGGGGCUGCAGCGCCCCCUCUCCUACAAGGACUUGGAGGCGGCCCUGGCCAAGGUGGGCCCCCGGGUCUCUGCCAAGGAUCUGGACUCGUACGUGGAGUGGGACAAAAUGUACGGCUUCGGACACUGA